AUGAUUAAACAACAACAACCACGACAACUUAAGGCACAGACCAUUACAUACGCCUUAUAUGCAUAUAAUUCAAAGACGGCAGAACAAACGCAAAGGUUGAAAUAUGGAGAUUUGGAGAUAGUAUUGAAAAAUGACCAUUUCGAAUUCGUUUGCAAGGGUGGUGCAGUGAUAUCAAAUAUAAAAGAAAUUUUAUUUAUGAAUUCUAAAAUUAAAGGAAUAACGGAUGAUAUAACAUCAAUUCCACCAGAAGAACAAAGAUAUUACGCAUUAAAUGCAUUUCCUAAAGUUUUGAAGAUUGGAAGAUUUAAUUUAAAUGAGGAAUUCAUAAAAGGUUUCCUAAAUGACAUAAUGAAGAAGGCAGAUAAGGAAUAUGUCAACAGUGAGUUAAUGAAGAAGGCAAAUAAGGAAUAUGUCAACAGUGAGUUAGAGAAGAAAGCAGAUAAGGAAUAUGUGGAUAGUGAGUUAAUGAAGAAAGCAGAUAAGGAAUAUGUGGUUAGUGAGUUAGAGGAGAAAGCAGAUAAGGGACUUGUGGCUAGUGCAUUAAUGAAGAAAGCAGAUAAGGAAUAUGUUAAUGAAAAAGAUAAUGAAAUUAAAGAAAUGGUUGGAUGGUAUCAUGAAUGGACAUCAAAGAUUUUAAAAACUAAAGCUGAUACAGGAUGGGUUUCAGGAUGUUUAGACCUUAAAGCGGAUAAAACUUAUGUCAACAGUGAGUUAGAGAAGAAAGCAGAUAAGGAAUAUGUGGAUGGUGAGUUAGAGGAGAAGGCAGAUAAGACUCAUACACAUACAAGUUUUACAACUUUUACAGCAGAUGAUAUUACACUAAACACAACCUUGCCAAGUAAAGGUCCAACAAUACCACCGGCAACAAGUCUAGUAGAUACUUUGAUAUCUAAUGACAAUAGUAUUAUGCAUCUAAGACAGGAACUCAAUGUGCUUAAACAAAUUUUGCCGAAUCUUAUUUACCCGGUUGGCUCAUUAUAUGUUUCAAUGAACUCUACCAGACCAGAAGUAGUACUUGGUGUUGGUGCAUGGGAACAAAUAGUCGACAGGUUUUUGUAUUGUGCAAACUCUUCAAAGGAAAUGGGUGGAAGUAAAACGAUUACAGGUGAAAAUUUACCUGCACACAGUCACUACAUAGAUUUAAGCACAUCUCAAGCAGGUUGGCAUAAGCAUAGAUAUUGGGAUUGGUCAGGAAUGACAAAAGGUAAAGGAUAUGAUGUUAAAGAUGACGUUAAGUUUGCCAUAAAUUGUUACUGGAGUGACACUCAGGGAGAAGGAAACCAUACACAUCACGUUUCAGGAUAUACACAAACAACGGGACAAAGUAAAGAAUACAUGCCACCAUUUAUGACAGUUUACGCAUGGUAUAGAGUUCAAUGA
Messenger RNA from Trichomonas vaginalis G3, 1380 nucleotides. Its product is annotated as phage tail repeat-like family. The record is from RefSeq and is a predicted model, not a curated record. Lineage: Eukaryota; Parabasalia; Trichomonadida; Trichomonadidae. The transcript has a single exon. The coding region runs from base 1 to 1380 and encodes 459 amino acids.